CGUAGGUUUGUUCAUUUAUAUCCAAAUUUGAAUACUUUACCCCUGUUGUACAAGAAAGCAGGCGCUGUUUUGCUAAAAUGUCGUCCACGACCUCCACUGUAGAUCUAGCUUUUACGGAUGAUGAAUUGGAGUCUUCUGACUUCAUUCCAUGGUACAAACAACGUAAAUUCCAAAUUAUUGCGGGGGCUGGUCUAUGUGUGGCGUGUAUAUCCGCAAUCGCAAUCCCACUGAUUAUCUCCUCGAGUAGUUCAACCCCUGAGGCCACACAAAGAGCUGCAGUGCCCAUGCCCAAGAAUCUAGCUUUAUGGACGAAUCUGGCAUGGGGUUAUAAGGAUGAAGUACAAAGUGACCAUUAUAUCGUAUCUGUCGACAUGUUUGACAAGUCAGAGUCGUAUAUCCAGGAUUUGCACGACGACGGCCACUGGGUCCUUUGCUACAUUAGUGUUGGAACGAUUGAAAGCUGGCGACCUGACGCAAAUGACUUCCCCAGCAACUGUAAAGGAUUGGACAUGGCCGACUGGGAAGGUGAAACCUGGUUCAAAAUGACCGAUCAAUCCUGCUGGCCACUUAUGGAAAGUCGGUUUAAGAUGGCGCGUGACAAAGGGUGCGAUGGUAUUGAAAUGGACAAUAUGGACUGCUAUGUGAAUAAAUGUAUCAGUGGAAAGGACUCCAGCGAUCUGAAGCAGCCGCAAAUCGACUACAGCAAGUUUCUGGCCGAGACUGCACAUGAUUACGGUAUGGGUGCGGGACAAAAGAAUGUCCCUGCUCUAGUGGAUUCUUUGGUCAACACGUUCGAUCUGGCUGUCCUAGAGGAAUGCAACGACUACAACGAAUGUGGGUAUUACAACAGCUUCAGGGACCAAAACAAGGCGAUUGUGGGUGUAGAAUACAAGUCUUCGUCUGAUAACGCUGGCUGCAGUAGCGCGGCCUCGACGUAUGGGCAGUCCCGAAAGUACCAGGGAAAAAAGAAUGGAGAAAGUGUAUGGAAGGAUUGUUAAACCUCUACUGUUCUAUACAAUAAAAUUAUUCAUUGUAUGGCGAACGAAGA
Molecule: messenger RNA, 1048 nt
Organism: Sphaeroforma arctica JP610
Lineage: Eukaryota; Ichthyosporea; Ichthyophonida
Exons: 4
Coding region: 78-998 (306 amino acids)
Source: RefSeq, a predicted model, not a curated record